GUUCGGAUGGUUUGAACAGUAGUCGGUCGUGGUUGUUGGUCAGCAAUGAGGGCGGAGGUUCGCGUAGGAACUCCCAAAAAGUGAGUGAAUAUGAUGAAGAAUGACUCUGAACGCCUGAGGCCGGGCUUGGUCGUACUUUUAGGUCAGAUUAUUGGAGUCAUAUUUCAUCUUGCUGAAGGGUGGCCACAGCGCAGCGCAGCAGGGGCUUGGACCGGUGAGAUGUUUAGCGAGAAACGGCUGACCUCACACAGCCACACUGUGGGUGAUCAGAUACGCAAUGCGAUGCGAUAUCUGGAGGAAGCAGAGAAUGCAUCACAACUAAACCAGACAUUAUCUUCUAGGACAAAGUCCAAGUUGAGAGAGUGUAUCGAGAAAUUUAUUCAGAUUCAAAAUGCACACAUCGUGUUCACGACUUCGAAGUUUCAGCGUUCCAAAGUUGUCGAAGGCACCGCCCGCGCUAUACCAGAAAGGUCGGACUCCGCCCUUUCUUUUAAGCCUAUGACACGACAGGGUCGUGAAGAUCAUUUCGUGUAUCAUUUCGUAACUUCAUACCACUGUUAACCCACCUUUGCAGUCAAAAGCAUUCUUGCUGGGGUUCGACGCCAAAGUCAUCUAUGCAUAACAUCGCUCGAUGCGAUGGAGGACCGAGACAAUAUGAUACCCUAACGCCAAAAAACACAAACAACGUCCUCUAAGCGUCACUCUUGACAACAGCCUCGGUGCCACUGAUUUGAACUGGCUCAGACUGCGUCUCUUCGACUGUUUUCAGAGAUUUGGCUGGUGCAGGGUUGAGAAUUCUUGCGGCGUCAAUGAGACCCGCAUUUGGGUUGAGCACGAGUCCAAAGCCCGGCAGGUCCAGUUGCGACACGUCGAGGUAGCCCUUGGUGGGGAUGGGUUCGUUUAUAAACAGGUUGCCAAAGAC
Messenger RNA from Dothidotthia symphoricarpi CBS 119687, 922 nucleotides. RefSeq lists its product as uncharacterized. The coding region runs from base 91 to 561 and encodes 156 amino acids. The transcript has a single exon. NCBI's taxonomy places the organism in Eukaryota, Fungi, Ascomycota, Dothideomycetes, Pleosporales, Dothidotthiaceae. The record is from RefSeq and is a predicted model, not a curated record.